AUGGCUGCUAAGAUCCCUUCCCUUCCCACAAUCCCUCUUGGCUUGAGGGCUCUAAGUCCCAUAAACCUUCACCCGAGCAUUGCAACGGGUGCCAGGGUAAGGAACUCGAGUUAUUCCCUCUUUCCCUUCCCUCCUGGGUCGGGUCUGGGGUACAGCGAACCCCAGUCUCCUCCCUCCCCCUCUCCACAACAUUUCCGGUCCCUAGGCAACCUGCCCUUGUCGCCGUGGAGACGCGGAGAGGGCGGGGUCGAGCAGCUGCCAGUGGCUCAGAAGCCGAGGCAGCGGAGGGUCCUGGGGGCAGGGGUGCUGGGGGCAGGGGCCGUCCUGGUCCGCACCGCCCCUCCCCCGCAGGGCCUGGCCCCUCCCCGCCUCGAGCCGUCCACUAGUCCAUGCAACGGACACUCCCAAAGGGGAGCCAAACCCCGUGGCGCGCCCCGCCCCCAACAAGCACGUGGGAACGGCGCAAACUUAAAAGGGUCCGCGCGUGGUCAAAGCCGACCCAGGAGCAGACCGGGAGGGGCUUCCGCGAGGCGGGGGGAAAUCCCAGGGGCCGCUAGAGGUUGCGGAGCAGGGCAGCCGAAGGAGGGUGCACGGGACUGGGGAGCCCGGAGCCCGCAGACACUCCCCAGCCCAGCCGCUGUCACGACAAUCCAGCCUGGACAAAGGCCAUCAGGCUCCCAGCACCACAUAGGAGUGUCCAUCCAAAGGGAGAAGGCACCAGAGGAAGAAGCGGCUGGAGAAGGGGCAGCCAAAGCCAACCGCUCUGCAAUCCCCAUUGGCCCGCCCAGCCUAGUCACCAGGGUCUAUCACCUUUUUGCAUUUGGCCUCUACCAACGGACAUAUAGCAAGGGCAAAAGCUUAAACAUUUCCCCCUCUGCUUUGGUGACACUUUCCCCUGCGUCCAUAAGUCAGCUGACAUCAUGCUACAUAGAGCACUGGGCUUAGUGCCAGGAAGUCCCGGAUUCAAAUCCAGCCUCAGACAUUUACUAGUCCUGUGAAUGUAAGUAAAUCGCUUAAUUUCUCAUUUAACUCAGUUUCCUCAUCUGUAGUGAUGAAGCAACCAAUUAGUUCAGCCUUUUUUGGAAAGAAACUUGGAUCUAUUCCCAGGCCACUAAACUGUUCAUCCCUUUUCACCCAGCAAUCCCACUAUUAGUCAUAUAACCCAUGGGGAUCAAAGAAAGAAAAGGGUUCCUAUGCACAGAUACUUAGAGCACAGAUACUUCUGAACCUGAAAUGAUGGGCUCCCCAUCCAUAUGAAAGCUAACAAGCAGUUAUGGUAGGCCUUUGUACCAGUAUGGAGGGACACAGAAGGUCACAUUUCAUUUCAUUACAAGUAAUGUAAUUACUUCAUUACAAGUAAAAGACCUUGUAAUGAAAAAAGAAGUCAGAAGAAGCAGUCUGGUUGGUACCUGUUUGAAGAGCCCCCUGAACUUGUUUUCUUGAGCUGCCCUGUUUUCCAGACAUGAAGCCUCUUAAAGUAACACAGCACUGAUGUUUUGCAACCGAAUUCCAUUAAGCAUUAAGCCCUUGCAGCAGAGCUUGGGUCUGCCUGAUCUGCCCAAAACAAUCAACUUUUGUGUGGCCCAGACUCUUUCAGAUAAAUAGAGAUCCUCCCUCCAUGACCCUGCUCCCUCUGAUCCCCUCCAUCUACUGUCCCCUUCCUCCUCUCAUACCACUUCCCGCUGGGAGAAAGCUCUCAUCCCAGGAGCCUCCCCCUUUUUGGACCCCAUAAAUAUUCAAGUUUCCAUCUGUACUUUGAACUUCUUGUUCUUGUUAUAGUGUUCUUGUUAUAGGGAGUUUCCGAAUGCAGGUCCCUUUCUCUUGUGAUAAAUCGUUACUACCCAUAUCUUCAGUUUCAAGUAUAUAUAGGUUGUUACAGAGUUAGAAGCAGGUAAGUCAUAUUUUUUAAUUACAGAAAUUUAGUUGAGGAAAAAAUUCAUGAUGAAAUGAAAUUUAACCUGUCUCCAAAUUUUAAAAUUCAGGGUUCUGCUGACUUGAUUUAUCCACAAAGCAGAUUAGAACACUUACCCUUCCAACAUCAAGAGUGUUGGCAAGAAGCAUCACCAAGAUCUUUUGGGACCUUCCAGUAAUAACAAGUAAAAUUGCCCCUUAACAAAAAUGAAUUAAAAUAAAGGAAGGAAAGAAAGAAGGAAGAAAGAAGAAAGACCCAUUUGUCAUAUAAGGUAGAUGCCUCUUCUCACUAGGCAUCCUAUUUUCAUGAGAAGAAAAGAAAAAAAAAAAGAGGUAGGGUAGGUUAGGAUUUUCCUUUAGAAACUACAUUGUCUAAUAAUUUAGUUUCUUGCCUCGGGAUCUACUUCUUGAUUCCUUUUUCCACAUGACUUCUAGAAGCUUCAAAGUCACACUUCCGUGUUUUGGGUAGGAUAACAACCUGUUGAAAUCUUGACAUUCCCAUGGCCUUUUAAUCAAGAUAUGAAAGAUUUCCCCCGAAAAUUCCAAAUGCAAACCAGGUCAUCCCCUGAUCCAGACCAUGAUCCACUUUCCACCAGUGACCAGCAUAGGACUCAGGCCCUUCUCUUUGCUGGUCUCAUAACAUAAGUGUCUGGUCCAGGUGCAGCAAAAAUGUAUCUACCAUUGGGGAUAAUUUCCCCAAAGUCACAAGAGGAUGAUCACCAUCAAUAAAUGUUAACUGUUGACCUGAUGCUAUAACCCCGAUUCACCAGAGUCCAUCAUGACAUCAUGGUUACACCAUUGUAGGGGAAAAGAGAAACGGAGCCCAAAACAUACUUUAUUAGAGAAGUCCAGCUCUCCUCCAACCAAGUGAACUUGAGACCUCCCUCUCCAUCUGAGGUGCCUUUCCUCGGGGCUCUAUUUUUUUUUUAGGAUUACAAUUAUGCUAAAACUAGAACAGCAUUUCAUUAAUGACCAUAUAAUGCCUAGAAUAAAAUAUGAAAAUCAGCAGGGUCAGGAGGUUGCAGGAUCAUCAGUGCUGGCAAUAUUUCUAUUGACAAGGUGAUGAGCUAGCCUUUGGAUUGGGCAAGGGGACAUAGCGCAUCCCCGAGAACAUCUCAGGGAAGGACUUUAGAGGCUUUCCAUCAUGUCAAUGUGGAUUGUAGGUGAAACACAACAGGGAUACUCCAUGUCAGUGUCCUCAUGAUCCUGUAGUUAGGCAAGUAGACCUCAUUCCUGGCAUGCAAGUAAUUUCCAUUAUGUAAGCAUGAAGUCUGCAAAAAACCUCUACCAGAAUCCAUAUUCCUAUAUGACUUAUACCAGGGGUCCUCAAACUACGGCUGCGGGCCAGA
Molecule: messenger RNA, 3260 nt
Organism: Sarcophilus harrisii (Tasmanian devil)
Lineage: Eukaryota; Metazoa; Chordata; Mammalia; Dasyuromorphia; Dasyuridae
Product: translation initiation factor IF-2-like
Exons: 3
Coding region: 1-945 (314 amino acids)
Source: RefSeq, a predicted model, not a curated record